This is a messenger RNA of Mauremys mutica (yellowpond turtle), 4740 nucleotides long. It is a transcript of the gene BSPRY, whose product is annotated as B-box and SPRY domain containing. Bases 1 to 1275 code for a protein of 424 amino acids. The record is from RefSeq and is a predicted model, not a curated record. The transcript is spliced from 6 exons. Lineage: Eukaryota; Metazoa; Chordata; Testudines; Geoemydidae. Gene Ontology annotation, molecular function: protein binding.
AUGGCGCAGGAGGGGACGCGGCUGCCGCCGCCCGUGGGCGCGGAGCCGGGGAGCCGGAGCCAGGCGGGGGCAGCCGGGCGGGCGGAGCCGGAGCCGGAGCCCGAGCCCGCGGCGGGGCUGGGCGGGGAGAGCUGCCCGGAGCACGGGCUGGAGCUGGGCUGGUUCUGCGCCGCUCACCGCCGGCCGGUCUGCGCCCAGUGCGCCAGGCUGGGCGGCUGCCGCGGCCACCGCGUGACGGCGCUGGAGGCGAAGGCUGCGGACCUGCGGAAUAAAAUUGUGGAUCAGUGUGAGAAGCUCCAGCUGCAGAGUGCUGCGAUCACCAAAUACAUGGCUGAGGUGCUGCCAGGGAAGAACCAAAGUGCUCUGAAUGCGGCCAGCUGGGCCCGGGAAGUGGUGAUCCAGAGAUUGAUCUUUGUGAGAAAUGUGUGUGAGAACGAAGAGCAGCGACUGCUGGAGAAGGUGCACACGGAGGAGGAGAGGACUCACCAGAGCAUCCUGACCCAGCGAGCUCACUGGACUGAAUCCCUGCAGAAACUGGCUGCCCUCCGCACCUACCUAGUGGAUAUGAUCACCAACCUGGAUGACCACGGCCUGGUGCACGCGGAGCAGGAGAUCUUCGAGAGGACAGAGGCAGCGGAGGGAAUCCUGGAGCCACAGGAGUCCGAGAAGUUAAACUUUAAUCAGAAAUGUGUUCAGAGUCCAUUACUGCACCAGCUGUGGGCCUCUGCUGUUCUCAGCUGUGCCACAGGUUUGGAAGAGGUUCACGUAGAUGAGAAAACCAUCAGCCCCCUGCUGGCCCUGUCCGAAGACAAGAAGACCUUGGCAUUCAGCCCCAAGAAGACAAAGCCCUAUCCAGACUGCCCAGAGCGCUUCGAUCACUGGCCCAACGCCUUGGGCACUCAGGCCUUCCACAAAGGGACCCACGCCUGGAGGAUCCGCGUGGACAAAAGCUGCGCGUACAAAUUGGGCAUUUCUUAUGGCUCCCUGCAGCGCAAAGGGCCUGGCAACGCAGCCCGGCUGGGCUACAACCCCUUCUCCUGGGUGUUCUCGCGCUAUGACAAGGAGUUCCGCUUCUCGCACAACAGCCGUCAUCAGGCGGUGGAGCUAGUCAAGUGCCCCGCGCAGGUGGGCGUGCUGGUCGACUUGGAUGGGGGGGAAGUGCUGUUCUACGACCCUACUGCCUGUGUCAUCCUCCACUCGCACCGUGAAGCCUUUACUGCACCCAUCUACCCCGCGUUUGCCGUGGCUGACCAGAGCAUCUCCCUCGUUCAGUGAACGAGGCCUGGCACGGGCAGCAGCUCACCCGCCAGCUCUGUGCGGAAAAGGGGGAGCUUUCUGCCGAGACGCACAAUUUGGUACACCACCUGCUGGAUCUUCAGUCACUCCAAGCAGCCAGGAUGGGGCUGGCAGCCCGACUGCACUGACACCUUUGUCCAGGGUCCCAGGGGGGCCACACGAAGACUGCUCAAUCAGGGCAAACUGCAAUGAAUGGGGCAGACUAUCCCCCAAGCUGGAGGUUAUUUCUAAUAAUUAGAUUCACCAAUCCAGCAACAAAACAGCUUCUAUAAUAUCUUCCUGGUUACUCAGAAGCCACAAACACGUCCAGCCCUGGGCUCCCACCCAGACAGCCCAGUCAAAGAUGAUGAGGAUUACUGAAAAUCUUAUUCAUCAUAUAAAAAGUUCUACUACGCCCAAAAGUUCGGACACAUUACCUGCCAAGUCACUGAAUAUUUCAGAUCUUACCCAAAUACACACUUACAGCCAAUUCUUAUUAACUAAACUAAGAUUUUUUUAAAAAGGCAAUUGAGUAUAGGUUAAAAGAGCAUUAUACAUACAGAUAUAAAUAAAAUUCUUAGUUUCAAAAUAGAGUCGAGAUGAUAAACUUUAGAGUUGCAAAGAGUUCUUUCAGAAUUAUUUCCAUAGGUUAUAAUUAAGGCUACGAUUUAGUCACGGGUAUUUUUUAAUAAAAGUCACGGACAGGUCAUGGGCCAUAACCCAUGUUAUUGUGACCUGUCCAUGACUUUUACUAAAAAUACUCCUAACUAAAUCUUAGGUGCUGAGGGGUGGAGCGCUCCAGCAGACAUUGCUGCUCAUGGGCGUGGGAGUAGCCUAGGGGGCAGCUGCAGAAUUCACGGAGGUCCCGGAAAGUCAUGGAAGCCGUGACUUCUGUGACCUCCAUGAAAGACUUGCAGCCUUAGUUAUAAUACAGUGUCCAAUAUCAGGGUGAGCCAGACUGGAGCUGGAGACCUCAGUCUUGUGACUCAAACUUCCCCUGAUGAAGCUUAAGCAGAUCUGAGAUAACAGGAUCAGGGCUCAAGAAUGCUUGUUAUAGUUCCUGGCAGUCUCUUGACAGCAGGUAUUCCUGGGGCGAACAAUAAUGGCUUUGAAGUAGAACCUCCUAUUUCCUAAGCACCACUGGUGAUUAGCUGCAUUGUUUAACAUAAGGCAACUGCCCAUCUCCUGCCAUUUACAGGCAGUUUACUAUAUACCACACAGAAAUAAAGACAAUGAUAUUACUACAGUUACGGUUCAUCUCAAUGAAUUAACAGAAUACGGUGACAGACAGGAACCGUUUGGGUACAUUGUCAACCUCUAACAAUAUAUAUGUAAACACACACACUCACACAAUCAUUAUCUGCUAUGAUGUCGCUAAAGGUUGAAUCUGGGUUAGUUACCCUGCUAGUGCUAAACCCCUUCUGGCUGAGUGUCACAUACCUAAAUAGGCUCAGACUUCAGCCCUGGUGCCUGCUCUGAGUUUGUUUCGUAACAGCAGUAGCCCCCUAGAAUUCUUUCUAGGCAAUGUAGUUGCCCUACAGGAUCGGCUCACUGGCCCAUCUUGUCGCGUAGUGGGCCUCUGGCUGGAGCCAAGCCCCAAAGCUUCAGAAGUGGAAACUGCCCAUAAUGCAUCUGGCCAACUGCAAAACACUGUACUUAGAGGGGAAAAAAUCCAUCCUUCCUGACCCUUGCAAGAAAUCAUCUUGUGCCUUGAACCAUGAGAGCUGAUGACCCUGAGCUUAGCCUGCAAAACUGCAACUGUUUAUUGGUCACAGAAUUAUGCAGUUCUUUAACACUCCAGGAUUUGCCAUCUUGUCCUGCUGUCUGAACUGCAACAAAUUUUGCUUUGGCCUAAUCCCUUUGCCAACGCUCCAUUGACAGUGCUGUCAGUUGGUGGCUGUGUGUGUCUCCUCUCAGCGUGCUGCACCGGAUCUGGCCAGGUAGCUGAUACAGCAGACCUUGCGUAAAGUGCCCAAGACCACCACAGACUUGGUUCGGUGGCAAAGGCACUCGGCCAGGUUUAUUGUGAAUGAAGCAUGGGCCUAGUGGCUGGUAGACUCUUUGAGGACACACACGUAUUGAGUGGUGGGACCUUCUACUCCCCCGAGGACGGAUAAAACAGUGCUCCUGCACCCCCUCUUUUAUACACUGACACAAACACGUUACAUACCCCCCCCCCCCGAUGUGAUUAGCCACCACCCUUUACCUUGUACCUGUCAGCUUAAGCCUGCCCUUCAGGCCUUGUUUCACUCGGGGUCGGUGUGUUCCUGUUUCAUCGCCCAGCAUUGUGUUUACGUCUGGAAUGUGCACACAGCAAUACUCUGUGCCUAGCACUUCUCGGGCGUGCCUGUGUGUUUUGUCAAGGUCGUGUGUCAGACAGGGAGCCUGCGAACAGGCAGCUGCUGUGUAACAGGGCCUGACGCUUGCUCACUUUGCUUUAUAGCAGCAGGGCUUGACUUUUGCUCACUUUAGUUCAGGCUUUAGGCCUUGUAUCAGGCCCCAUGCUUUGGGCUCUCUGUCUACUACAUAUAGCAAUUAGCUCUACCGAGAGCCGAAGCCUCACAUACAGUGCGGCUGCUGCAGCCAAUGUGGCCUUGGGGCUCCAGGAACAGCUGUCUACUUGGGGGGCUAGUUAUGCCGGACAGAAAAGAGGUGCCCUACACUGAAGCCUGAACUCAACACUGGCACGUGCAAUCUGCUCAGCCUUGGUGGGGACGUGCAGUGGUUACAGCCCUAGCCGGAAAUGUGGGCAAGUCGUGAUUCUGACUGUGCGACACACUGGGAUGAGUCCAGUAAUAACCGUGCCUCAGUUUCCCCUCUGUAUGUGGGGUUGCCCUGCCAGACCUCAGCAGGGAGUGGCAAGGCUAAAUUCAUGGCUGCACGAGAGGUGCGCAGAGUCUACCAAGCUGAGCGCCAUAAAGAAGCCUGUCGAUAAUACUAUGUACAAUCUGGUUCAUUUGUUGGGGGUGGGUUCAGGUUACAAGUAGGGACCCUGGCCUGGGCUGGUUUCUCCCCUUUUUAAACAUAAGUAUCUUGAUUUUUAACCCCCUGACUGUUGCACGCUCCAGGCUUGUCUAGACGACCACUUAGUUUGCAGCAAGCUGGGCUGUGCGUUUAGUUUGCCACGCACUGAAGUGCACUUUGAUCUGCUCCUGUUUCAAAGUGGAUCAGCAACAGGGUCACCAUGGCCGGUUAGUGUGUGGCAGGGUAGUGCGGGGUAAACUGCUGCACACUAGCUGUCUAGACAAGCUCUUAGGCUGCUUUGCACAGCACCUGCUGGGGCAUUGCCACACAGCUGCAAGUCCAGGCACUGGGAGCAGUGCAGCCAUCACUGCGCAGCAUUGGCAAAAGCAUCUGCUGAGGUUUGGGCAGCGAAAGGGCCAUUGGCUAGUUUCUCUUGCCAGCCAAGCUCCCAUCAGCCUCUGGGAAGCAGCAAGUGCCCUAGUGCUGGGCUGCUCUGGUUUC